This is a messenger RNA of Symbiodinium necroappetens, 900 nucleotides long. Lineage: Eukaryota; Dinophyceae; Suessiales; Symbiodiniaceae. The record is from the annotation of a GenBank genome assembly.
AUGGAUGACUUCGACUGGCAAGCUGCAGAUGAUGGUCCAUCUCUGGAGGAAAUCGAAAGGUGUGCCUCCGUUCUGCGGCGAAUCUCACCUUCCGAUUUGGCACGCCCAGAACUUGAUAGCGUCCGGCAGGCUGGACUGCCAUUGUUCCGGAGGCUCGUCCUUAAGGAGAAGUUUGGAUCGGAGGACGUAGUGGACUUCCUAAAGCAGAAGUCUGAUGUGUACCAGAUGACAGUGAAGCUCGAGCGCUUGCACAGAGUGGUCAAAGACGAGCAUGACAAACGACGGCAAAAGGCAGAGACAUGUGGGAUGAACCUGCGAAGGAAAGCAGAUCUGGCAGCGAUAAAGGCCGAAAGUGCCUUGCCGGACUCCCUUGCCAUUGCCGAUGGCUGUACGGCCGAAGAACAAGCUGCUGGGCCACCCAAGCUCGACGGAGAAGCCGGUCUCGACCAAAAUAGGACGGCCGAAGCCGGAAUUGUUCAGGAAGAGGUGCACAGACUGCUGAAUGUGCCAGCAGAUAGCCUUUAUUCCAACUGCAACAUGUGCAGAGGUCAGUAUUUGGAGCACCAUCACUUUUAUCAUCAGCUAUGUCCUCGGUGUGCCGAACAUAACUGGCAAAAGCGCCAGCAAGUUGCGGACAUGCGCGGUAUGGUUUGUGUGGUGACAGGUGGACGUGUCCGCAUCGGCUUUCAAAUAGUCUUGAAGCUCCUACGUGCGGGUGCGUUUGUGCUUACUACCUCUCGAUUUCCGUGCGAUUGCGCUUUGCGAUACUCGAAGGAGCCAGACUAUCACGAAUGGCGCGAGCGUUUGGAGGUCUGUGGGCCCCUGGAACUCUGCGAUCUGCGGCUCGUGGAGCGAUUCUGCCAGCAGCUCCUGCGCCGCUUCCCACGCAUCCAUGCGCGG